Molecule: messenger RNA, 2170 nt
Organism: Effrenium voratum
Lineage: Eukaryota; Dinophyceae; Suessiales; Symbiodiniaceae
Source: the annotation of a GenBank genome assembly
CUUAGUCCUUGCAUUGCCCUCGGAUCUAACGGCCCAUGGCGGUGAACGUGCCGGUGGAGGUUGUGGGCGCUGGGAGUGGAGGAAUCCCAGAGCUACAGCCGUGGAUUGAUGAAGCAUCAGUGCAGUGGGCACUGCUCCAGUUCAGUGUUGGACAGGGGACUUGGGCGCGGCAGCGAACACUUUUCCUGCAUAUCAAUGGCGAAAAGUGUCCAGCAGUCGCACGGGGCCGUGCCAAUGAGCUGACAGCAGAGGUUCAGCAGCUGCUGCGGGAGGGCUUUGAGGGGGAGGCCUUCCACGCCUCGCUGGAGGUGAAGACCUCGGAGGAGGUGACCACCGAGAACUUGCUCAAGCGCGUGCUGCCCUUCUUCACCGUGGAUGGAUCAGAGGCGUACUCGGUGCAGUGGCUGCAGUCGCAGUACGAGCAGCAGAUCAGCGCUGCGAAGACGGGGACACGAAAAUCCACCGCUGCACCCGCGUCCGAAGCCCCAAUUUCAGCCACAAAAAGGGGGACUAUGUACGAGUUGUGUCACACAUCCUUCAAGAGCGGCCGGGAUGCCUUGAAGGCAGUGGCUGAACCUAUGGGGGCCUGGAAUUGGGCCUUCUUCACAGCCGGGACAGAGCUGACGGUGGUGGACGGGGGCAUCGGCAGUGUCGAUGAGAUGCGCAAAUGCUAUGAAGACCAUCCUGGGGAAGUUCUCUUCGGCUUGCUACGGUUGGGCUUUGGCGAGGGCCGGCUGCGAAGGACGAAGUAUGUGUUCAUCCAUGCCACUGGCGAGAAGGUUGGAGCGGUGGCACGGGGCCGCCUAGCAGCUGAAAGGCCCAAGAUGGAGGAGGUGCUGGGCAGCUGCGCCAGCAUCUCCGCGACCAUGGAGCUGAUGCGCAGCUCUGACCUCACUCUCCAGGAGGUCAUGGACCGGGUGAGACGUGCAGCGGUCGUGGAUGAUGAUGUGCUGGACAGAGACCGGGGUACACCAUCCGUUUUCUCAGUGGAAGCUUUUCAACGGGCGCUCCAGGAAGAGAAGAAGGCCCGCAUGGACGAGAUACGAGCACAGCGAAGAAGCAGUGGUAGCGCUGCCUUGCCCAUGGCGGAAUGGUCGGAACGCUCUGUGGAGGAGGUGGUCUCUUUAUUUCGCCGGGCUGAUGGGCCGCUGAAUUGGGUGCUUUUUGCGCCGGAAACCAACUGGCUGAUCCGGCGUCGGACCAUGCGCAGCACACAGGCAUCGCUGGUGCCAAGCCAAAUCCUCACUCCUAGUGGCGGCUAUUUGAAAGCUGCUUCAAGAAGUUCAAGCCGGGCAAGCACGCCCGUCAAGCAAAGGCCAGGCGACCAGGACGAAGUGACCGACCCAGCUGAUGCUGUCACUGAGCUGGGCCCAGUUCUGCCUGCAGUCGGAGCCGCUGACGGCUCGGAGAGCCCUCCUCGCACGCCGGUGAAGACAAAGGAGCCCAAGGAGGAGAGGCAUACAGACGUGCCGACAGAGAAUGACAUUCAGGAACUGAGCUGCAAGUCCACGGCUGCCGAUGGUCCUUGGACUCCAGAGCAGGACGACUUGCCGCGGCGAUUCAGCACAAACGGAUCGGAAGAUGAGGAGGACAGAGAGGAGGACAGAGAGGAGGAGAUGAGGUUGGCUCCAAAGUCAAGCCUCAAGUUACUUCCAGAUGUAUCACCUCCUGAGCUGCGACUCUCCGGACCCUUGCUCAAGCAGUCAAGUGCUUGGCAUGGUCUUUUGCAGCUACGGUGGUUCCAGAUUCGAGGAGGGCACUUGCUGUGGUGGCAGACGCCCACGCUGGUGGACUGCCCGCCAUCUGGGUCCGUGGAGCUCAGGGGCAUGAAGGUGCAGCGCAAAGACACCACCAAGUUUACGCUGACAACGAGCACGGGCAAGGACAAGGUCUAUCUGUUGGACUCGGACUGCGCCUCGGCGGCCCGCGAGGCACGCUGGGUGGCGCCGUACACAGGAUGGCCCACUGCGGACAGCUGGGUGCAGGCCUUGGAGCAGGAGUGCAUCCUCCACCGGAAGACCAUUGCAGCGGUUGAUGCAAAUUCUAUGGCGUCAGCUGGCAGGGAUUUGCUGCGCUCUUUGUUCAAUUGAGGCGAGCAGGGGUGCAGCAGUGCAGCCCGGGAGUACUUUGUUUGUGUUUUUUGCGUCCCAGAGGUGUUUGGAUGCUUAAG